UCCUCAUUGCUACUUCUUCUACUGAUUUUGUUCUUAUUUGGGUUCGCUUAAUUUCAUCUAAUUGUUAUCUCCCUCGUUGAAAUCCUUGAAUUCGUCCAGUUCGCCCCUGUUUUCAUUUGGGGUUUUGAUGUCUUUAAGUUAUUUUCUGAGAUGAACUGCUAUUCGCCCUUGUUUUGAUUUGGGGUUUUGAUAUCUUUAAGUUAUUUUCUGAGAUGAACUGCUACUCGCCCCUGUUUUCAUUUGGGGUUUUGAUAUCUUUAAUUUACUUUCUGAGAUGAACUGCUACUCGCCCCUGUUUCGAUUUGGGGUUUUGAUAUCUUUAAUUUACUUUCUGAGAUGAACUGCUAUUCGCCCAUGUUUUCAUUUGGGGUUUUGAUAUCAUUAAGUAAUUUUCUGAGAUGAACUGCUAAUCCCUCAAUUGUUCUUGCUUUUUUUUCUUGAUUUUGCUGUUGGAUCUGUUAACUACAAUGUAAUCUGGAUCUGGGUAUUGCUAAUUCGUGUUAAUUUAGCUGAAUUUCUCUGUACUUGCUUCGAUUUUUUCACCAAAACUGCAAAUUAUUUCUGGGUUGUUAAGAUCUAGCAGAUUAGGAGGAGGGGUUUUGUAAAAAUGGGUUAUGAUCAUUUGGAUCAAUCUUCAGAACUGAAACUCUAUCAGUUUUUUGUGUUCUCUGUUCCAAUUCUUUUCACUUUCAUUCUUCUAUUCCUUUUCUAUCUUCUUUAUCUUCGUCGACGAAGGGCGGAUUGGAAUUCUAUUCGAAUGCGAACAUCUGAUGCAGUGAACAACAAUAACAUAUCUGCUUGUGAUGUUGGGUUGAAGAAGGAAUUCAGGGAGAUGCUUCCUAUUAUUGUGUUCAAUGAAACAUUCUUUGUUACUGAUACCCUAUGUUCAGUCUGUUUAGGGGAAUACCAAACAAAAGAUAAGCUUCAGAAGAUACCAUCAUGUGGGCAUGUAUUUCACCUUGACUGCAUUGAUCAUUGGCUAUCCAACCACAGCACCUGCCCACUCUGCCGUCUCUCCGUCCUUUCUCCGUCGUCCCGACCACCGCAUAUACAGAUUGAGAUGGGACUCGAAUCGACAAAUGAACAACGUCGCGAAGAAGCACCUCCUCAACAUAAUAAUCAAGCUUGUCAUCAUACAACACCUCCUGUGUGAAGUCAAAAUUCGGGUUUUCGAGGAGAGAGAAUCAUUCAAAAAGGGAUGCAACUUUGGAUAAUAAUUCAUCGAGAGAAGACGAUCCGAGGGAUCGGGAACUAUCAACGCCACCGACCCGCAUUUUAGCAUGUAACAUUCCAAGACGGGUCUAUGAGGACCAUGGCCUUUCAAAGUACAUUGUUCUAUCUCCCAACAGAUCAGGAAGCACUUCCUAUGUCGGCCAACAUCAUUUACCGUCUAGACUCACCGCUAACAGAUAUUGUCUUCUUUGAGUUUUUUCUUUCGGGCUUUUUCUCAAGGUUUUUAAAACGUACGUCUAUGCUAGAGAGAGGUUUUCACACCCUUAUAAAGAAUGCUUCAUUCUCUUCCCCAACUGAUGUGAGAAUCUCUCAGUUACGGUACCAAAAUUUUGUUCAUGAGCAUAAUCUAUGAGAAACAAGAAGCUAUCUUUACUUGUUAUCUUUUGAGGCAUUUUUGGUAAUUGGAUUCAAGCUAACUUGCAUUUGCGACUAAUGUAGCCUGUGGACUUUCUCGUCUCACAACAAAAAGGUGAAAGAUUUUCUUUGUUGCAUGAAUGAAUCGAGACCGCAUUCGAAUGA
Molecule: messenger RNA, 1752 nt
Organism: Cucurbita moschata (crookneck pumpkin)
Lineage: Eukaryota; Viridiplantae; Streptophyta; Magnoliopsida; Cucurbitales; Cucurbitaceae
Product: RING-H2 finger protein ATL58-like
Exons: 3
Coding region: 608-1153 (181 amino acids)
Biological process (GO): protein ubiquitination
Molecular function (GO): transferase activity
Source: RefSeq, a predicted model, not a curated record